AUGAGGUGUUAUAUUUGCGGAAUAACCGCAAAAGAUUUUAAUGAUUUAAGUAAGAGAAAAGAAAAAAAUAUUCAAGCUGUGAGUUUCGGGCUAUCUAUUCUACAUGACAGAAUUAGAUUUUUCGAAUCACUUCUGCAUUUAGCGUACAAACUUUCCAUCAUAAAAUGGAGGCUCACAAGUGCAGAAGACAAAGAAAUCCAUGCUGAAACAAAGAAGAGAAUACAAGAGCCGUUUAAAGUAGAAUUGGGGCUGUUGGUCGAUAUUGCUAAAGCUGACUUUGGGAAUACAAAUGAUGGGAACACCUCGCGAAGGUUUUUUCAAGAUCCCGAGAUAUCUGCUCGCAUAACAGGUAUUGAUGUCACCUUGAUAGAAAGAUUCAAGGUGAUACUUGAAGCAUUAAGCAGUGAACAUAUGAUUGAUGUCGAAAAAUUUUCAGCAUAUGCAUCUGAGACUGCAUAG
Psylliodes chrysocephalus is the source of this 459-nucleotide messenger RNA. The record is from the annotation of a GenBank genome assembly. NCBI's taxonomy places the organism in Eukaryota, Metazoa, Arthropoda, Insecta, Coleoptera, Chrysomelidae.